Messenger RNA from Globicephala melas (long-finned pilot whale), 4592 nucleotides. RefSeq names its product zinc finger DHHC-type palmitoyltransferase 13 (gene ZDHHC13). Gene Ontology annotation, molecular function: protein binding; palmitoyltransferase activity. The record is from RefSeq and is a predicted model, not a curated record. Lineage: Eukaryota; Metazoa; Chordata; Mammalia; Artiodactyla; Delphinidae. Gene Ontology annotation, cellular component: Golgi membrane. Gene Ontology annotation, biological process: protein palmitoylation.
CGCGCACAGUGCUGGAUACCCAGGACCCGCUCCAGGACUCGGGAGAGGCACUCGCCUUCCCACCAUUCCCUGUUCAGUCUCUGAGGAGCAAGACCUUUCUCCGCCAGGUCUCACCCUCCUGACGCGCAUCACGGGGCGUGUACCUGUCUAGGCUUUCUCGUGGGCACCGGCGGCCUGGACGCGCAAGGAGCUGCCCACGCGCCCCACAGUCCCACUUUUCCCAGGCUGGCACCCCGCUGGCCGGAGGUUCCUGGCAUUCCAUCCCGAUGGGGGCUUUUUGAGACGUUGGGAGGCAUACAGGGCCGGCAUCCUAAGCUUCGUUUUCACAUGGGGAAACCGAGGCGCACCAUCACAGGGCUACCACCCUGGUUCCAGCUGCCGUCCUCUUUCGCCUGGAUCUCUGCAAUAGCCUCCUUACUGGUCUCCCCGUUGCCACCCUUGGCCCCCUGCAGUUGAUUCUCUACGAAGCAGUCAGAGCUAUCCUUUUAAAACAAUACCAGGCCGCUUGGGGGAGCAUCAUUGUCUCUUUGGAUUGCUUUUGGAUCCCAAGUGUCACGGACAAUGCCUGAUAUAUAGCAGAUAUCACUUGAAUGCCAGGACCUCGGAGGCACAGAAGAUCCCGUGGUGGAUAAAAGUGUUAUAGUCUCCGCCCUCGUGGAGGUCAAAACCCAAGAUGGAAAAGACAAAAAGCAAGAAAACAAUGAUUAAAUAAAAUAAUUACACAAUGUGGUGGGUACCAUGAAGGAAAUCAACAUGGUGAUGGGAUCUGGAGUAACCUGGGGCCUUCUCUGAGAAGUUUAAGCUGAGCCCUGGAGGAUGAAAAGGAACCAGACUUGGCGAGAACCAGGGGAAGAGCAUUCUUGGUGUGGGGAACCGCAAGUGCAAAGGCCCUGUGGCAGAAAAGAGAUGCCACACUCAGGAGCAACAUCUGCUAUAAGAAGAUGCAGAAGACAUGGAGCCAUCAGAAAAAUCACUGUCAAUAGAGCCUCAGUGAAGAUUUUCCCCAGAGUGGACGUCCCUGAUGGGUGGCUGGUAGUCCUGGGUGCUUUGCUUGGACUGAAGCAUUUCUUUUUUUAGGCUUUACCACGUGCCAGACCUUGUGCAAAGCAGGGUGAGGGACGUAAAGAUGGAUGCGCACCAGAAGCCCAUGGCCAAGUAGAGGAAAGAGGAUCUACCAAGAACUGCAAGGCUGACUCUAAGAGAGCACAGGCUCCGGACGCGCAGGCUCAGUGGCCAUGGCUCACGGGCCCAGCCGCUCCGUGGCGUGUGGGAUCUUCCCGGACCAGGGCACGAGCCCGUGUGCCCUGCAUCAGCAGGCGGACUCUCAACCACUGCGCCACCAGGGAAGCCCUGAUGAGGAAACUGAAACACAAAGAGGUUGAGCAACUUGCCCAAGAGCAUAUGACAACUCAGUGCUUGUACUGGGAUUCAGGCCCAGGCAGUCUGCUCCAGGAACAUGCCCUCACCCACCUGGCUAUUCUCCAGUGUUAUGUCUACAUGCCAAGCCAGAGGCAUUUUCAAAGAUGAGAGUACGCGGGCCUCUCACUGUUGUGGCCUCUCCCGUUGGGGAGCACAGGCUCCGGAUGCGCAGGCUCGGUGGCCAUGGCUCACGGGCCCAGCCGCUCCGUGGCAUGUGGGAUCCCGGCAUGAACCCGCGUCCCCUACAUCGGCAGGCGGACUCUCAACCACUGCACCACCAGGGAAGCCCCAGCAAAAACGUCUUCUAAUUCAGUCCUUAAAAGUGAAACAACCAAACCACUUCAGCCAAAGCACUUUGCAAUGAGGAAAAUGGAGGUAAAGUAAGAGACUUUCACAAGGUCAUCUAGCUAUUACGCAGCCAAGUCCGGAUGUGCACUCGGUAGAUGGUGGUUGAUGUUGGAAUAACAGCCCGAUCCUGGACCUGUACGAGGGGCAGGAUGAAGCAUGCGGACCGGUGGACACCUACCUGGGCGAGCAGUGCACAGUCUCGGCCAGCGACUGUUACCGCCCGGCGCGGGUGGCUCGGGGACUGAGCCUCCGACUGGCUACUCCCAGCUAGCUUCUCUAGGGGCGCGAAAGUCCCGCCCCCAGCCGAGGAGAAGGCAGGGAUUGGCUCUCUCGAUGCCGAUUGAUGGCUCAGGGCUCGAGCGGCAGCCGCGGUGGAGGCGGGGCCACGAGCAGGAAGUGAGAGUGGAGGCGGCUCCAGACAGGCUGGCCAGCGGGCAGCUGCCGCCACUUUGCCGAGUCGCCGCCGCCACUGCGGAGAUGGAGGGGCCGGGACUGGGCUCGCAGUGCAGGAAUCACAGCCACAGCCCCCACCCUCCAGGAUUUGGUCCACGCGAAGUCUGUGCACAUGAAAACAAAGAACUUGCCAAGGCGAGAGAAGCUCUUCCUCUUAUAGAGGAUUCUAGUAACUGUGACAUUGUAAAAGCUACUCAAUAUGGGAUUUUUGAACGAUGUAAAGAGUUGGUGGAAGCAGGAUAUGAUGUCAGGCAACCAGACAAAGAAAAUGUGUCGCUUCUUCAUUGGGCUGCUAUUAACAACAGGCUGGAUCUUGUAAAGUUUUAUAUUUCGAAAGGUGCUGUGGUAGAUCAGUUGGGCGGAGAUUUAAAUUCAACUCCUCUUCACUGGGCCAUCAGACAAGGGCAUUUACCUAUGGUCAUAUUAUUACUGCAGUAUGGUGCAGACCCCACUCUUAUCGAUGGAGAGGGAUUCAGCAGCAUCCACCUGGCAGUGUUAUUUCAACACAUGCCCAUUAUAGCAUAUCUCAUCUCAAAAGGACAGAGUGUGAAUAUGACAGAUGUAAAUGGGCAGACACCUCUCAUGUUAUCAGCUCACAAAGUACUUGGGUCAGAACCAACUGGAUUUCUCUUAAAGUUUAAUCCCUCUCUCAAUGUAGUUGACAAAAUACACCAAAACACUCCACUUCACUGGGCAGUUGCCGCAGGAAAUGUUAAUGCCGUUGAUAAACUCUUGGAAGCUGGUGCUAGCCUGGAUAUCCGAAAUGUUAAGGGAGAAACCCCUCUUGAUAUGGCUGCGCAAAACAAAAAUCGGCUCAUUAUUCAUAUGCUAAAAUCAGAGGCCAAAAUGCGAGCCAACAAAAAUUUCAGACUUUGGAGGUGGCUGCAGAAGUGCGAGCUCUUCCUGCUGAUGAUGCUUUCUGUGAUUACCAUGUGGGCUGUUGGAUACAUAUUGGACUUCAGUUCAGAUUCUUGGCUUUUAAAAGGAUUUCUUCUAAUAGUAUUGUUUUUUCUGACAUCUUUGUUUCCAAGGUUCUUGGUCGGGUAUAAGAGCCUUAUGUACUUACCAACAGUCUUUUUGCUGAGUUCCAUUUUUUGGAUAUUUGUGACUUGGUUCAUCUUCUUUGUUCCUGAUUUAGCAGGCACCAUUUUCUAUUUCGUUUUCAUUCUCAGCCUAGUAGCCUUCCUCUACUUUUUCUACAAGACUUGGGCAACUGAUCCAGGCUUCACUAAGGCUUCCGAAGAAGAAAGGAAGAUGAAUAUCAUCACCCUUGCAGAGACCGGCUGUCUGGAUUUCAGAACAUUUUGUACAUCAUGUCUUAUAAGGAAGCCAUUACGGUCACUCCACUGCCAUGUGUGCGACUCCUGUGUGGCUCGGUAUGAUCAACAUUGCCUGUGGACUGGACGGUGCAUCGGUUUUGGCAACCAUCAUUAUUACAUAUUCUUCUUAUUUUUCCUUUCCAUCGUGUGUGACUGGAUUAUAUAUGAAUCUUUCAUCUAUUGGUCAAAUCAUUGUGUCACAACAUUCAAAGCAGAUGGACUGUGGACCUACCUCAAUCAGAUCGUGGCCUGUUCCCCUUGGGUCGUAUAUAUCUUCACGUUAGCAACUUUCCAUUUCUCAUGGUCAACAUUUUUAUUACUAACUCAGCUCUUUCAGAUUGCUUUUCUGGGCCUUACCUCUCAUGAGAGAACCAGCCUGCUGAAGCAGAGCAGGCACAUGAAACAGACAUUGUCCCUCAGGAGGACCCCAUACAACCUUGGGUUCACACAGAACCUCGCGGAUUUCUUUCAGUGUGGCUGCUUUGGCUUGGUCAAGCCCUGUGCAGUAGACUGGACGUCACAGUACACCAUGGUCUUUCACCCAGCUAAGGAGAAGGUUCUUCGCUCAGUGUGAAGAAAAGCAACCCACAGCUCUCACUCUGAUUUGUUUGUAUUUAUGUUGAUGCCCUGUGGUCUGCAAGUGCAGUGAAGAUUUAGAGUUCACCUAAUCCCAAAGGAAAACACAGGUGGUUUUUAAAGCAUUUGGUAAAAACAGAAGUUCUCGAGAAAGGCUUACACUUUUUCAGACUUAGUAAGAUGGACUGUUUCUGAACAAUCUUGGCAGACAUCUAAAAAAAAAAACUUUUAUAUUUUUCACAAGAAAAUGCAAGUUCCUUUUUUUUUUUUUUUUUGGAGAUAAUAUUCACCAAUUACGGAGAAAAUGUGGUAUUUUCAGAUACUUUUAUUGGCUGUUUCAAAAUAGUAUUAUUCUUUAAACUUGUAAUUUUUGAUAAAUUAUUUGUCUUUGUUUUAUCUAUAAAUAUGUAAAAAAAUAUUUAAAUAGAUGUACCUGUUUUGCUUUCACACUUAAUAAAAUUUUUUUUUUGUAGUUGA